This is a messenger RNA of Vigna umbellata (rice bean), 678 nucleotides long. NCBI's taxonomy places the organism in Eukaryota, Viridiplantae, Streptophyta, Magnoliopsida, Fabales, Fabaceae. The record is from RefSeq and is a predicted model, not a curated record.
AUGGCCAGGAUUAAGAAUUUUGUUGCAUUUGGUUCAGGAAGGAUCAUCACACCGUCUGUUCACAUUGCAAAGGAAGGGAAGCUGAGCUAUAUUGUAAAACGGUAUCUCGAGUGUCUGAGCUGGAGAUGCAUUUUGGGAAGUUGUGGACACAGUGUCAGGAGUGCCAAGGUUCACUUCAUCAAGAUAUUCUCUGCACAAGUCGGGAUUGUCCAAUCUUUUAUCGACGAAAGAAGGCACAGAAAGAAAUGUCUGAAGCACAAUCACAAUUGGACCGGUGGAGCUUUUAAGUUUGGUCAAGAAUUUGACCUUGUGGGUCCCGAAGGUCAAUCGACAAAACCUGUUGGUGUUCCCCACAAUCCUGACAUUAUUGUGAGAGUAAGCCCACAAAUGAAUACUGAAAUGAUGAUAAGCUUAGAUAUCGGAUGACAUCAACCUGAUUAUGCAGUAAUUGCUGGGCUAUUUUGAUAUUCAUAUUUUUAAUAUUUUUAAUUCUAGGAAUAUUGAAAUUAGUGUUUACUAUAUAUUAUGAGGAGAUGCCAAUGAGAAGAGAUUAUGGAUGUUUUAGCUAGAAAGAUGGUGGUAUGGUGGUGUGGUGGCCGUUCUAAAACGAUCAUUUGAGUGGGCUGUACAAACAGUAACUGAUGCGUGCUCUGAUAAGUCAGUGAGUUUUAUUUUGUA